AUGGAGAAAUUCAGUAGAUCUAAAUCAAGUAGAGAGCAGAUAGAGAAGUACAGCUCCUUUAAUGGAGAACGUCCAACCAGCAUGCAAGAUCUGAGGAGUUUCAGCACUACAGCUGCUGCUUCAUAUGGAUCAUCAUCAGUUCACAUAACUCCUCUCCCAUUACACUAUCUAGAUCAUAAUCCAGCCAAGAUCAACAAACAAAAGAUCAAGGAUUCCUCUUCUUCAAAAACUUGGAGUUUAAACGACCCUGAGUUACAGAGGAAAAAGAGAAUUGCAAGCUACAAGGCCUAUUCCAUGGAAGGAAAAAUGAAGGGUUCUUUCAAAAAAAGCUUUAGCUGGAUCAAGGAAACAUGUAAUCACGUGGUUCAUGGAUGGUGGUGA
Molecule: messenger RNA, 381 nt
Organism: Fraxinus pennsylvanica
Lineage: Eukaryota; Viridiplantae; Streptophyta; Magnoliopsida; Lamiales; Oleaceae
Source: the annotation of a GenBank genome assembly